Molecule: messenger RNA, 1355 nt
Organism: Sipha flava (yellow sugarcane aphid)
Lineage: Eukaryota; Metazoa; Arthropoda; Insecta; Hemiptera; Aphididae
Product: membrane-associated progesterone receptor component 1-like
Exons: 3
Coding region: 416-1117 (233 amino acids)
Cellular component (GO): membrane; endomembrane system
Source: RefSeq, a predicted model, not a curated record
CCGUUGCAAAAUAAUUAACGAUUGCACUUCAACGAAAACGUUAUCAAAAGUACAUUAAUCGCAACAUCAGUUCACAUUAACUCGUAGUCGUGCACGUAAAAAGUCGAUGAUUCGUACGAACCGGCCGGGAAACAAACACUCGUGGAUAUUGAGUUAUUCCAUACUACUAUAAUCACACGGAAGCUCUCCUACUAAACAUUUUUUUUUUCGUGCUUCUCACGUUGUGCUAUAGUUCGUACUUGUGAAAUUUCGGUCAAAUUUAUUAAUAUUAUUUAUUUCUCCGUGUAACACACAUUCCUUUUACCGCGAAGACAACUGAUCGUAUUUAACUCGGUUUUCGAAUAAUUAAAGUUGCUUAUUUCACAUCCGGUGUACAUAAUUGAUUCGCGAAUCGCUACAACAAGUUUUCGCGAUAAUGUCUUCGCCCCACGUUGACGACGGUGUGUCGGACAUCGUGGACGACGUUUACACUAUAAGUUUUUGGGCCAAGAUAUUGGUGAACUGUGGUCUCGUGGCCCUCAUCACGUUUCUCCUGAUGAAAAUAUAUAAGAAACGCAAUGAGCCUCAAGAAGAAGAAUUGGAGGACAUAGUGCUGCCAAAAAUGAAAAAGCGAGAUUUCACCAUCCAGGAGUUACGGGAGUUUGAUGGUACCAAGGGUGAUGGGCGUAUUUUAGUCGCAGUCAAUGGCAAAGUGUUUGAUGUGACCAAAGGGAAACACUUCUAUGGACCUGGAGGUGUAUAUUCUACAUUCGGUGGACAUGACGCUUCAAGAGGGCUAGCUACAUUUUCUGUUAGUGGUAAAGAUGAAUAUGAUGACUUGAGUGAUUUGAACUCAUUGGAACUUGAGUCUAUGUUGGAAUGGGAGACUCAGUUUAUGGAGAAAUACGAUUAUGUUGGACGUCUUUUAAAACCAGGAGAAUCUCACAGCUAUUAUACAGACGAAGAAGAAACUCCUACAAAUAAACUUCAUUUGGAAAAUCCAAAACAAUGUGAAUCUGAAAAACCUAAAACUGAAACUGCAGACCAACCUUUAGAUAAUAGUAAUGAAAAACAAGAUGAAACCAAAUCUUCAAAUGGUUUAGUCAAACAAGAUGAUAAUCAAACGCUUCAGAAAUAGUACAAAUUAUUCAAAUUAACAUCCCAGUAUUUUUUUCAACUAUGGGGGACUGAAGAGUUACAUUUGUAACGGUGAUGGGAUUCAUAAUAUACUAUAAUGGUGUUAAAGUCUUUUGUAUUUGUACUUAAUUAUAUGACUGAAUUCAUUUGUUUUUGAAUCAUAAUUGUUUUCUUUUUUGGAUCUUCAUAAUACGAAGAAAAAUGAAGGCAAAAAUCAAUAAAUAUUCAAUAUCUUUUAA